GAGAUCUGACAUGGAAAUUCAACAUUACCUGCGUCGCACUCAAGGCAACAUGACUAAGACGCCGGUGGCUGUGGGUGUGUUAACACAUUCUAUGGCAGAGCAACAUAGUCUUCCUAACACACCAUACAAGAGGGCAGUUGCUGAUAUUGUGAAAUUGCUUAAAAAUGAGACCCAGAAGAUGAACUUAACCAUGGAAGACCUCCUGCCUCCGGUGGACCAGCCCUACUAUCAGUACAGUGGCAGUGUUCCUGGCUCUUGUUCAGAGGAAACGGAGUGGUUGGUAUAUGAAGUAGAGAUGAACACAACCUCUGAACUGCUACACACACUCAGGAUGCAGUCAGACGUGCAAUCUUUCUUUGACAUGGUUCAAGCUUCCUCCGAUAUAUUUUACUCAAACUGGAGUGGAGCAUCAAAUGGCAUUAAACUACAGGCUGCAAAGAUGCAACCCAAUGAGAUAAAUGAAACUUCAUCAGAAAUGGAAACUCCUGAAGCUAACAAGAAUGUCAUGGAGCCUGCAGAGGGCACACUUGGUAUCCUUAUGCCAGUAUCGAAUACAGUGCCCAUUUUCCCAGAGGCAACUCUUGUUGCAUCAGAAGUUAUUAGCAUGAGCCUUCAGAGUGUUGUACCAGUGAGGACAAGAACCCAGAACACAACUUUACCAUUUUCUACUUCAAGAAGCACCACCCAUUCCAAUAUUGACUCGUUAGAAAAGGCACCAUCAAGCAAUGGCUCGAGCACUAACCAAUUAAACAAGGAAAUGUCACAUACUGCCCCAUCAAGUGAGCUACAGACCACUACUUCAUUACACACAAUUACCCCAGUAGACAGUGGGCUAGAAAGCAAUUUCAACAUGCAUGCAAAUGGCACAUCAUCAAGCAGUGGGCUAGAGAGCCCUUUAGUGCACACACAAACUACUGAAACACUGGGUUCCCAAGGAAUGGCACCAGUGCCAAAGCUGUUUGCUUUUGUUGGAGUGAUUGUAACUAUUUUUUUUAUAUUAUAGUUAAGCUGCAUUGUU
Messenger RNA from Cherax quadricarinatus, 1018 nucleotides. NCBI's taxonomy places the organism in Eukaryota, Metazoa, Arthropoda, Malacostraca, Decapoda, Parastacidae. The record is from RefSeq and is a predicted model, not a curated record.